UCCGACGGGUGGGGUGGACGUGUCCCGCCCACCCUUAGGGGGCGGAGUGGGCGGAGGUAGGUUUGAGGUUGCUCCUCCCCGGGAGGCUGGUCGGCUGUAGCAGGCGGCUCAAAUACAGCGCCGCGGGAGGAAGGUGGAGAGCGGUGCCAGGCUGAGGUUGGAAGGCAGUCUGCAAGAUGAGCCGGGCGCCUGCGUUCCUGAGCGCGGCCGAGGUGCAGGACCACCUGCGCAGCUCCAGCCUCCUCAUCCCGCCUCUGGAGGCGGCUCUGGCCAACUUCUCCAGCGGCCUGGAUGGAGGCGUCGUGCAGCCCGUGCGCACCGUGGUGCCGGUGUCCAAGCACAGGGGCUUCCUGGGCGUCAUGCCUGUCUACAGUGCAGCGGAGGAUGCCCUGACCACCAAGCUGGUCACCUUCUAUGAGGGCCACAACACCAGCUCGGCUGUCCCCUCCCACCAGGCCAUUGUGUUACUCUUUGAGCCCAGCAAUGGCUCCCUGCUGGCGGUCAUGGAUGGAAAUGUCAUAACUGCCAAAAGAACAGCUGCGGUAUCUGCCAUUGCCACCAAGUUUUUGAAACCUCCUGGCAGUGAUGUGCUGUGCAUCCUUGGGGCUGGUGUCCAGGCCUACAGCCACUAUGAGAUCUUCACAGAGCAGUUCCCCUUUAAGGAGGUGAGAAUAUGGAACCACACCAAAGAAAAUGCAGAGAAGUUUGCAAAUACAGUACAAGGAAAGGUACGGGUCUGUUCGUCAGUGCAAGAGGCUGUGACGGGCGCUGAUGUGAUUAUCACAGUCACCAUGGCAACAGAGCCCAUUUUAUUUGGUGAAUGGGUGAAGCCAGGGGCCCACAUCAAUGCGGUUGGAGCCAGCAGACCCGACUGGCGAGAAUUGGAUGACGAGCUCAUGAAGCAGGCAGUGCUGUAUGUGGAUUCCCGAGAGGCUGCUCUCAAAGAAUCAGGAGAUGUGCUGUUGUCAGGGGCUGAGAUCUUCGCUGAGCUGGGAGAAGUGAUCAAUGGAGUGAAGUCAGCCCACUGUGAGAAGACCACAGUGUUCAAGUCUUUGGGGAUGGCAGUGGAAGACAUGGUUGCAGCCAAACUAAUAUACGAUUCCUGGUCAUCUGGUAAAUGAAACAAAGAAGCUCUGUGUUGAGAUGGAUACUGCAGUAUUUCCAGAUUAAAUGAGAGAGCCCAGGCCCCAGUGAACUAUAAUUUUGUGCUCUUCAUGUCGUGCUUUAAACACUGAGUUCAUGUCUGUAGGUGGAACCCAAAACCUGAUACCUAUUUCUUCUGUUAUACCAGGUUGUAUUUGCAUUCUCUCCAUUGGUGUUCCACUAACUUUGGAUUUCCCUGAGAUAAAGCUUUUCCAAUUCUGCA
Molecule: messenger RNA, 1366 nt
Organism: Cavia porcellus (domestic guinea pig)
Lineage: Eukaryota; Metazoa; Chordata; Mammalia; Rodentia; Caviidae
Gene: Crym
Product: crystallin mu
Exons: 8
Coding region: 177-1121 (314 amino acids)
Biological process (GO): thyroid hormone metabolic process
Cellular component (GO): cytoplasm
Molecular function (GO): thyroid hormone binding
Source: RefSeq, a predicted model, not a curated record